Messenger RNA from Chelonoidis abingdonii (Abingdon island giant tortoise), 6798 nucleotides. It is a transcript of the gene SLC38A12, whose product is annotated as transmembrane protein 104. Lineage: Eukaryota; Metazoa; Chordata; Testudines; Testudinidae. The record is from RefSeq and is a predicted model, not a curated record.
AAGUGCUGGAGGGUUGGGGGUGGGAUAUAAGGAGUAGGGGGGGUCUCUCUUGGUGAAAUGGGGUGUGUCUGCUGGGUGGAUGUUUGUCAGUGGGAUGUUUCUCUUUCAUCUCCCCCACUCCCGGGUUGUAUUUUGGACAAGGGAGUAGAAGGUGUCUCCAAAUCAGCCUGUGUCAUAUGGGUUUUCUCUUUGCUUUGUGUCUCCUUGUUCUCAUCUCUAUUUUAUUGUCAGUGGGUGUUUGAGGAGAGUCUGCCUUAGAGUUGCACAUUUUUCUAUGAUGAGAUGUCUGCUGGCGUGAUAAUUCUGGGUUUGGCUCUGUAGCAGUCUUGCUUGGUUUUGAUUUGUCUUAGGCUUUGCUGUAGUGUGUUUAGCAUCACUGUCUUGGGUCGGGUUGUUUGCUCCAUUGAACUGGAGAUUAAUAUUGUCACUUCCAGAACAGGAUCGUUAUCUAGGAGUGAGUUAUAUUUGUUAGCUGAUCUUAGUUUUUCAUCCUCUACUGCUCUGCUGUACGGGAAGGAGGGGAUGUUUACUGUUGUGAUUGAGGUGGUCCCAGAAGUUGAAUAUUCUUCUGUGCAUGGGCUAGGAGGAAGUUUGUACUGAUAAUUUGUGCCAACUGGCGUAGUUGGUUGUUAAGACAAGACCCAGACCUUUUCUCCUAUAUAGUAGCAUGAGUUUGAUUAAGUUCUCAAGUAACUGGAGUAGUGAUUUUAUUGCAAAAUUGUAAUUAUUUAAUGGCUUAUAAAUUCUUCAGAGGGCUUUUUUUCAAAUGCUUUUAUAGCUGUUGAGAAGUCUCCAAAUGCUUUUAUUUUGGAGGCCUAGGUAUAUAUAAUUCAGUGUAUCCUGUUUCUGCAUUCAGAAUAUUGACUGGCUGUUUUUUGGAAAGCAUAUGGAGAGAGAUUGGGGUUGUUGGGGGUUUUUUAUUGUAGCAAUCUGCAGAAUAACUCGUGAUGGCAGUAUAUUUCUAAAGCAUAUUGAUUAUUAUUUGGGUGAUAGUAUGGUUGGAUCAUCCUUUAUAGAACCAUUGUUUUCCUACUGAGUGGGUUAGUGGAAAUCCCAGGUUUGGUGGCUGUUUCAGUAAGGUUGGUACAUUCCAUAAGAGCUGCCAUAAUAGGUAAGAUGAUAGUCCAUCUAGCUUAGUAUCCUGUCUCCAACAGUUGCCCAAAGCAGAGCUUCAUGGGGAGUGUACAGAACAGGACAAUUAUGGAAUGAUCCACUCCUGUCUUGCACUAACGACUUCUUGCAGUUGGUAACUGGUAGGUAUCUGAUGUGCAGGGAGAAAGAGUAGAGCUAUCUGAUAACAUUUUUGUGCUUUAUCAAAGCAAUAAAGAAUUUUGAAUGCAGGUGUCAGGACAGUGUGUUGGAGGAAGGGGCAUCUGGAGGUGUGCUCAUAUCCCAGAGCAGGACAGAGUCCUAACUGCAAUUCUACUCAAAUCUUCCUCGGUUUACAGUAAUGAGUUGCCCAUUGUUGUCCGUCGGUCUUCCAGUGGCAUCAUGAGCAGCUGCUGAUAAUGAUAACCAGUCUUGGACAUGUUGUCUCUUUAGGCUAGGCGUAGCAGACACAGAAGAUACCUACUUUUCCGUUCCAGGCCCCUCUAUCCUCAAACAUGGCGGGUGGCAUUACCGACACAGGGGAGCUGUACUCUCCUUACGUCGGCCUGGUUUACAUGUUCAACCUUAUCGUUGGUACGGGAGCCCUAACCAUGCCGAAGGCCUUUGCCACUGCUGGCUGGCUCGUCAGCCUCAUUCUCAUAAUGUUCCUGGGCUUCAUGAGUUACAUGACGACAACAUUUGUGAUGGAAGCCAUGGCCGCUGCUAACGCCCGACUGCGUUGGAAGAAAAUGGAGAAGCACAAGGACGACGACGAUGAAGAUUCUUCCUCUGGGGUCUCUGAUAGUGAUGUUCUCAUCCCAGAUGGCUAUGCACGAUCAGAGACGCGGCCUAUCCUGUCAGUUCAGAGACGUGGCUCACCCAGUAUCUUUGAAAUCACUGAGAGGGUGGAAAUGGGUCAGAUGGCCUCAAUGUUCUUCAAUAAAGUGGGGGUCAACUUGUUUUACUUCUGUAUAAUCAUCUACCUCUAUGGGGACCUAGCGAUCUAUGCAGCUGCUGUGCCAGUCUCGCUCAUGCAGGUGACCUGCAGCAUAACUGGCAAUCACUCCUGCGGUGUUGAAGAUGUCACAAAGUAUAAUGAUACAGACAAGUGCUGGGGGCCAAUCAGGCGGAUUGAUGCUUACAGAGUCUAUCUGGCAACAUUUACUCUACUACUGGGUCCUUUCACCUUUUUCAAUGUCCAGAAGACCAAGUAUCUGCAGAUCAUGACAUCCCUGAUGAGAUGGAUCGCUUUUGUCAUCAUGAUUAUUUUGGCCCUCAUCCGCAUCGGCAAGGGUGAAGGGGAAGGUCACCCACCUCUGGCGCAGCUCUCAGGGAUCCCAAACCUCUUCGGGGUGUGUGUCUACUCCUUCAUGUGCCAGCACUCACUGCCAUCCCUCAUCACUCCAAUCUCCAAGAAGCAGCAUGUAAACAAGCUGGUGCUGCUGGAUUACAUCUUAAUACUGGGUUUCUACAGCCUCCUGUCCUUCACGGCCAUCUACUGUUUCCGCAAUGAGACCCUCAUGGACAUGUACACACUCAAUUUCACCAACCGUAACAUCACCAACAUCGCCUUCAUUCGUUACUUCCUGGGCCUCUUUCCCGUUUUCACUAUCAGCACUAACUUCCCAAUCAUCGCUGUGACCCUGCGGAACAACUGGAAGACCCUCUUCCACCGGGAAGGUGGGACAUACCCAUGGGUGGUGGAUAGGAUUGUCUUUCCAGCAAUCACUCUGAUUCCCCCUGUGCUGGUGGCUGUCUGCACACAUGAUUUGGAGUCCUUGGUGGGCAUCACGGGAGCCUAUGCUGGCAAUGGAAUCCAGUACAUCAUCCCAGCUUUCUUGGCCUACUGUAGUCGGAAGGACAGUCAGUUGGUCUUCGGCAGUGGCACAGUCAAUAACCAUCUGUCCCCUUUCCGGCACAUCUUCUGGAUCUGGUUUGUGCUGCUCUGGAGUCUUUUCUGCUUUGUGUUUGUAACUGCAAAUAUCAUCCUGAGUGAGACAAAACUCUAAUGAUGGGGCAGCGGCACUCUUCAUCCAGGGCUCUGGAGGGGAUUCCAGGAUUUCAAUUCCUGUUUCAGACUCAGUUAACAAAAACCCAACAACCUGCUCUUCGCAAGCAAUCAGCUUGUUGAUGCAGGUUUGAUCUGGACAUCAGGACUUUUUAUCCUCUCUUCACCUUGGGUGGUGAUGUAACUUGCUCAACCUCCUUUUGAUUCUAGUUCUCAAACUGAACAUGUGAAGGGUUGGGAGCUCUCGGAAGGCCCCCAUGGUUAUACAGUGUCUGACCGUUUCUGCCUUGAGUUGGGGAAGCUCCAUUACAGAACAUCUUCCUCUCUGUCCAGGAGCAGCCUCCUUAUAGUGCUGCAGGUUUCGGCACAUAGAAGGCUGUCUGGCCUGCAUCUGCUGCCCAUGAGAGCUGGACAAAUAUCUCUGCCAGAGACAGGGAACUGUUAUAACUGCUAACACAAUCCAACAGUAGUUCUCUGGAGUGAUCCGCUUACCCCUCACCAAGGAAGUAGCAGACUUUUUUGGUUCUGUUAAAGAUUUUCAAGUGCCCAGUGAGGGAUCCGGUUAACUAGGGAUGACAACUGGUGGCAUGUCUGGAGGAUGGGUCAGGAAACUGUAGAAAGCAAUGGGCUUCUGUGUGGUUACUAUGACUGGUCCUGUUACAAAUCUUUCUCACAGUUUCUCCAUUUCUGUUACUACCUUUUCAGAAAACAUUGGCCUUUUGUUUUAUUUGCUGUGUGGUCUGUGGGGUAGAACACGUGGACUCAAUGGGUCUGGAUUAGCUCAUUUGCCUGUUUGAUAAGAUUACACCAACCCUUGUUCCUGGAGUUCUGCUCCAGCCACUUUUUCUGGUUGCCUUAACUCUCCGUCCCAAGGCAAACCCAUUCUGUGAGGCUCUGGAUCCCAGUCGCUUCCUCACUUUGUUAGCUCUUUGGUGCUGCUAAGUGGCCUCAGCUGUUAGAAUAGAUUUCACAAGUGCUGGAGCAGCAGGGCAGACUAUGGCCACAGCAGUCAGGAUCUGUGUGGCCUUGGGAGGUGCUAAUUACCUGUCAGUGACACGCAUUAGACCCUCGAGCACUUGCUGGGCGUACUGACAUUUCCAGUCUCUUGCUCUGGGUAAUUAGCCUUGAAACAAGCUGGGUGUUAACUCAGGGGAGAAUGUAGUGCCAGCUGGAGAAUUCAGCACUGCCCCACUCACUGUGCUGUCUCACUUCAGAAAUGGAGCUCAGAAGUACAAGCAGAGAGGAAGAACAUAGAAGAUGCACUGGAAAUGGUCCAUAAUACUAUUAUCCUGCUUCUAACUUCUCCCUCUGCCUAGGGUUAAGAAUUUUUCUUGCAUCUGUUCGAGACAGAGUUUAAGAAUCAUCCCCCUUCCAAAAAUUCCACUUAGCAUGCUGUACCCCAGCUUACAGGCUGAGAGAUGCUUCUCUUCUUGCAUGAGAACAGUCUGUUGUAUUGGACACUGACAGUCUUUGAUUAGAUCUCUGCUCUUGGGGCUCCUGACUCUCUUACUGCAAAGUGACACGUUUAUUACUCUAGCAAUCUGAGGGCCCAGGGUCAGAGGUCAUAAAAUAAAGGCUUUAAUAACAGGAGGUAGAACUUUUACUGUUAAACUUUUUACCUUAAAUCUUUUAAGACAUUUCCCCCCUUGUGAUUAAGUCGUGUUCAAAGACAGCUGCCAGUCUCCUGCUCCCAGUGCUACUGCUAUAUUAAAUGUCACUUUUCACCAGAGGUGAGAUUGGGCAUACAGUCUUCUUUUUUAAUUAAGCUUUCUUUUUAAUACAAGCUUCAGGUUUCUACAUGACAUGAAGCACUUCCUGCCAUGGAAACAUUCAGGUAGCAGGGGCUGUGCAAAAGCAACUUUCUUCAAAAAGCUUGCGGGGGGGGGCGGGCACGGAACCUCUCACACCCCUUUAAGCGACAUGAAGAUGUCCUUGAAUGUUGCAUAAACCAGGAUGUGCCAACUGGGUAGAGGGGAGUUGGUUACAGCAUAGUCAACCUGACAUCCUCUCUCCUGAUCAUAAACAGGAUUUGGCAGCCCUUGCUGGUGCAUCACUCAGCUACCUACACAGCCCUAAGUGCUACAAGGAAGCUGAUUUGGCUCUUUUGAUGCCAGGUUACUGAGUGGGAUGUGUGAAUGAAUUGCUAAGCCUGACGCUCUCUUCUGGGUUAGGGAGAACAAAAGCACAGAUGCAGUUUGGAGGGCAGAUCCAUAGUACAGCUGAGCUCGGAGCCACGGGCUGGGACUCUAGUGCAGGAGUUUGCACCUGCUUCCUUCUGUUGCUUAUUCUCACAGCUGUUAUGUCUGACAGCCAGGAGUGGGACAGAUUGUAGACGCCGUAGCAGGGCACACUGGGCCCUUCUGUUCAUGUGCAGCACAGGAGCAGGCACUGGUAGGAACAGCUUUGCACAUUUGCAGCAAAGAAAUGAGCCUGUGAAGGACCUUAGAAUGGAUGGAAAUGCUAUGUGGCACAAGGCUCCUUUUGGUAACAGGCUUUGAGGGUCUUUCUAUCUGUUUCAAGCCCUCAAAGCAGUGAACUGAUUUUCUCACCUUGUGUCCCACUGACAGCACCAAACCAGACCACGUCCCCAAGUGUCCAGAAGUUAACAGGCAACUUGCAACUUUAAUCUGCUGUUUAUUCCUUCUCUGCUCCAGGGCUGCCAAAUGCUCAAAGACCCUGCUGUCCUUUUCCCUCGCCCACCCUUGGCCUGUCCAGGUCAGGGAGCAGAGUUGCUAGCAGACCUUGGCUCUGAGAGUGAGCCAGUCUCCACCUUGGUACAGCUGCGAACAUCAAGCUCUGUAUACAGUAGUGUGCAGAAGCUGCUGGCCCAGAGCCUGGGAACUGGGCCUGAGGCAGCAUAGCUUGGUUCAUGAGCUCAUGGCAAGCACAGUGACCCUCCCACCACCACCAGCCCAAAAAGGUCUGACAAUGGUGUUUGUCAAAGCACAAAACCAUGGUAUUGUCUCCCUUUUUCCCACAACCCCCUCCUUGCAUGGGCACCUAAGAUUCCACAGCUCUCUGCCUUCUGACAGGCAGAAUUGGUUUUAAUGGACUUCAGUUACAAUGUGCCUUUUCUUCUCUGGCUUAGAUUAAUUCCGCUCCUGAGAAGCUUCCUUUGGAACGUUGAGCAGGGGUGGUUUCCGUGGGGCCCCUGUGUAAAUUGUGAACAGCUGUGAUCUGAGAUGUAGCUCAGCAGCAAGGGAUGUCUGGCUCAUUGUAGAAAGGGUGUCUUGCCUGGCGUCCCACCAGGGAACACUCUCCUCCCUACACAUGAAAAGCAACAUCAGAGAGACUUUCCAGACACCUGCCGUCCUCGCUCAGUGAAAGAAUCAGCCGUCAUAAUGGGAGGAACUCCACAGUGAGGAAGGGGAGCAGAACAUUUUUCAUUUAAAAUGUGAAACAAGAAAUGCCUCAAAGUUGAAGGAAAACAGGAAGUUGGAUGGAUCAAGCCAGAGCAAAUAUCUCCACUAGGUCCUUGCCCAUUUCAUUAGAUGCAGAGCCGGCAGGGGGCAGAAGAGUUCCAGUUGCUGUACUGGCUUGGUGUGGCAUGAUAACUCGUCUCCUGUCUGGUUUAAGAAUGAGAUUUUUAAAUGGCUAUUAUGACAGUGGGUUAUUUGGAUCCUCACUGCGCCAUACUCAGUUUGUCCCAGUGUGUAAUUAUUUCUCCAAAAAGCGUACAAAUAAAACACACAUUCUGCAUC